Molecule: messenger RNA, 336 nt
Organism: Rotaria sordida
Lineage: Eukaryota; Metazoa; Rotifera; Eurotatoria; Philodinida; Philodinidae
Source: the annotation of a GenBank genome assembly
AUGCAUAAUGAGGUUCAACAGAAAGUUUACGAAGAAUUACAACAGGCACUCAAUAUCUAUUUAACAACAGAUAUUUGGACUUCUCAAGCUAAUCAAGCUUAUAUGACAAUUACAGCACAUUUUAUUGAUUUGAAGAAUAAUAAAAUAAAAAAUGUUGUAUUAGUUAUAUUAGAACAUUUUGGAGCAGCUACACGAAAACUAGCAUCUGAUUCUUCACCAAUAUUAUCAAUUAUUUUAUCUGUUCUUACAAUUUUAAUUACAAGUCUCGAAGAUCGAUCUACUGAUUCUUCUCUUUUAAAGAAAAUAAAACAUAUACUUAGGGCAUACCAAAAGUAG